Molecule: messenger RNA, 2283 nt
Organism: Tupaia belangeri chinensis (Chinese tree shrew)
Lineage: Eukaryota; Metazoa; Chordata; Mammalia; Scandentia; Tupaiidae
Gene: SGSH
Product: N-sulfoglucosamine sulfohydrolase
Exons: 8
Coding region: 89-1597 (502 amino acids)
Biological process (GO): glycosaminoglycan catabolic process; heparan sulfate proteoglycan catabolic process
Molecular function (GO): N-sulfoglucosamine sulfohydrolase activity
Source: RefSeq, a predicted model, not a curated record
GAUCGAGGGGCGGGGCCCGGGCGAGACCCGAGCCGAAGUCGGAGCCGGACCCGGAGUCCCAGCCGAGCCCUGCGCAGCUGGAGCCGCCAUGCGCCGCCCUGGACCCGCCUGCUGCGCGCUGCUGCUGGUCCUGGGGCUCUGCCGGGCGCGCCCCCGGAACGUGCUGCUGAUCCUCGCGGAUGAUGGGGGCUUUGAGAGUGGUGCGUACAACAACAGCGCCAUCGCCACUCCGCACCUGGACGCCUUGGCCCGCCGCAGCCUGGUCUUCCGCAAUGCCUUCAGCUCCGUCAGCAGCUGCUCACCCAGCCGCGCCAGCCUCCUCACUGGCCUGCCCCAGCACCAGAACGGCAUGUACGGGCUGCACCAGGACCUGCACCACUUCUCCUCCUUCGACAAGGUGCAGAGCCUGCCGCUGCUGCUCCGCCAAGCCGGCGUGCGCACAGGCAUCAUCGGGAAGAAGCACGUGGGGCCCGAGGCGGUGUUCCCCUUUGACUUCGCCUACACAGAGGAGAACGGCUCUGUCCUCCAGGUGGGGCGGAACAUCACCAGAAUUAAGCUGCUAGUCCGGAAGUUUCUGCAGACUCAGGACGACAGGCCCUUCUUCCUCUAUGUCGCCUUCCACGACCCGCACCGCUGCGGACACUCCCAGCCCCAGUACGGGGCCUUCUGUGAGAAGUUCGGCAACGGAGAAAGCGGGAUGGGGCGCAUCCCAGACUGGAGCCCCCAGGCCUACGCCCCUCAGGACGUGCUGGUGCCUUACUUCAUCCCUGACACCCCAGCCGCCCGAGCCGACCUGGCUGCUCAGUAUACCACCACCGGCCGCAUGGACCAAGGGGUGGGGCUGGUUCUCCAGGAGCUGCGUGGAGCAGGGGUCCUGAACGACACGCUUGUGAUCUUCACGUCUGACAACGGAGUCCCCUUCCCCAGUGGCAGGACCAACCUGUACUGGCCGGGGACUGCCGAGCCCUUGCUGGUGUCAUCCCCAGAGCACCGGCGACGCUGGGGCCAGGUCAGCGACGCCUACGUGAGCCUCCUUGACCUCACGCCCACUGUCCUGGACUGGUUCUCCAUCCCCUACCCCAGCUAUGCCAUCUUUGGCUCAAAGACCGUCCGGCUCACUGGCCGGUCCCUCCUGCCAGUGCUGGAGGCAGAGCCCCCGUGGACCACUGUCUUCGGCAGCCAGAGCCACCAUGAGGUCACCAUGGCCUACCCCAUGCGGUCUGUCCACCACCAGAACUUCCGCCUCGUGCACAACCUCAACUUCAAGAUGCCGUUCCCCAUCGACCAGGACUUCUACGUCUCGCCGACCUUUCAGGACCUCCUGAACCGCACGGUGGCCGGCCGGCCCACGGGCUGGUACAAGGACCUCCACCAUUACUACUACCGGGAUCGCUGGGAGCUCUACGACCAGAGCCGGGACCCCCACGAGACCCACAACCUGGCUGGCGACCCGCGCUUUGCCCAGGUCCUGGAACUGCUCAAGGCCCGACUGGCCAAGUGGCAGUGGGAGACCCAGGACCCCUGGGUGUGCGCCCCCGACGGCGUGCUGGAGGACAGCCUCACUCCCCAGUGCCGGCCACUCUACAACGAGCUGUGACGUGCCGCUGAGGACGGGGUAGUGAUGACAGCGCACGCUCUCCACCGCCCCCCUGACGAGGGCUGGUCCGGGGUGCUGGCGUCCUUCCUGCCUCUGCCUGGGGGACCAGUAUGUGCCCGGCCCCUUCCUUUCCCAGGGUGGUGCCGGAGAAGGGGCACUGCAUCUAGGCAUGGGGAUUCUGGGAGACGCUGGGACAGGGCAGGGACCCACAGAUGUAGGGGCAGGGAUCAGGUCCCGGGACAUUUUAGUCUUUGGAAGCAGCCUCUGAGCCGUCCUGAGAAGAGGUGGGGGUUCUGUAUGCCAGGUGGUGAGGGGCCGGCGUGGGUGUCUGGCCCUGGCCCACCUCCUCUGGAAGCCUUUGAGACCCUUCGGUGCUCCAGUUAGGUACUGGCCCUGGGGGUCGCCACCAGGCCCAGGCUCCCUGGAUGACAAGAUUGAGCCUGUGGUCUUCCUGGGUAAAUAUGAAAGUAUGGAGACGCCCAGUCCCCUGGCUCGGGUGGUCCUCACACCAGUGCCCCGGGCACAGACAUUGCCCACAGAAUGCCCUGCCUGCCUCCCUGCGGCAGAAAACUGGGCCCGGAAAACCCAGAAGGUGAGGGCCGCCCUUCACCCUUCCCUGCCCCUGGACCUCGUACUGGGAGCGACAGGCCAGAGUACGGUAAAGGCUUUUCAUUGUAGUGAAACAC